GUGACCCACUGUUUGUUAAGCAAUACAAACAGAGAGAACUGCUGUGGAAGAUUGUCAAUUUCGAGGAACUUUUGAGAAAACUCUCCAAGAGAUGUGCAACAGAGGAAAAGAAAUAGUCUACUCACCGUGCCCUCAGCAGCCAUCUUGAACAUGAGCCUACAAAAAGUUAUGGUCAGAGGUUCGAAGAAAACGAAACAGUUGGAGAUUUUUGACAGAAUUUUAUGUAAGACAUGGCAGGUGGUGGAGAAGAUCAAAGAAGAUACCCUCGCAACUUAGAGGGAGUGCUGCAGUUUGCUCUUAAUCAUUCAGAUGAUCCCACGAAUUCAUCUUCCAGUGCAUUCCAGGAAAUGAGUGAGGAGAGGAGAGAAUGGCUCCACGAAGCAAUAGCAUCUAUAGUUGAGGACACAGACAUCAAAAGAAUGUUGAAAUAUUUGCAAAUCUUGGAAAAACCUCAUGAUACAAAUAAUGCUGAUGAUGACCUUGCUGAGAAAGAAGAUGCAUUUGAAGAGUUGUCCAUGAUUGUUGAAAAUUUAGAUAAUGCAAAUGAUUUUCACAAGAUUGGAGGCUUUAAGGUUAUGAUGAAAUGUCUCUCAGGGGAACACAGCUCUUUAAGAUGGAGAGCAGCCGAUAUUAUAGCAGUGUGUGUCCAGAAUAAUCCAUACUGUCAAAAGGCAGCAAUGGAAAUGAACAUCCUCCCAACACUUACUUCUUUGCUUGAAACUGACCAGUUGGAUCAAGUGAGAAUCAAAGCUUUGUAUGCAAUAUCGUGUUUAACGAGAGAUUUCCCUGAAGCAGAGGAGGCAUUUUUAAAAGAGGAUGGAUUUUCAAUGUUACUACGAGCAAUGCAAGCAGAAAAUGAGAAACUGAUAACCAAGUCUGCUUUCAUGAUAAGGAAUAUGCUGGUAACAAAUCCUACUCAUAAAGAAACUUUUUUCAAGAUGGGCUUUACUGAGUUGCUUGCUGGUUUAUUACGGGGUCCUCAGAAUUCUGCUCGUGUACACGUAAUAAAUCUGUUCAAGAAUUUUGUGAUGAACUAUCCACCAGCCAUAAAUGAGUGCCAAAGAACUGAAUUUGAUUUGGAGAGACUUCUGUCGUCUAUUAGUAAAUCCAGUAUGGAAGAUGAUCCAGUUGCACAUGAGGAUAUGAUCCUUGAUUGCAAGGAAUUGCUGAACAUAUGCUUCAACAAAUAGAAGAAUUCUCAGCCCAGUUCUGGAAAGAGUUUUAGAUAAUUUAAUGUAAAACAUACUUUCAUAGUGCAGUAACUAUUAGUUUUUGGGCCCCCAUUCCGAAAAGCACCCCCUUUCUUAUAAGGGCCCCUCUUUUAUGAGUGCCCCUCUCAAAUUUGUUUCUGACAAUUAGUGCCCCUAUUCUAUUAAGCAUUCCUACUGAGUAAACAACCUCUUAUAAGUGCCCCUAUUCUGUUCUAUAUGGCAUUUUUGGUAUUUUUACCUACAUUUAAAUAAAGUUAUCUGGUUAUCAAAAUUAGAGUUGUUUCACAAAUUAGGUUGUUUUGUCGGUAGAUUUGAGAUGUAAGAACAAAUAGUGGUGCACAAAUAAUGAACUGUUUGUGUGAUGUGGGCCUGAUGUAGGCCCUUGCCUCUUUAAUGUAUUUGUUACAGUCUCCAAAUGUGGUGACCGUUAGAAUAGAUCGUCACGCAAUGCGUGACAAGCCCCCCAAAAUAAAAAAAAUUCUAGUCUUA
Molecule: messenger RNA, 1700 nt
Organism: Stylophora pistillata
Lineage: Eukaryota; Metazoa; Cnidaria; Anthozoa; Scleractinia; Pocilloporidae
Product: hsp70-binding protein 1
Cellular component (GO): endoplasmic reticulum
Molecular function (GO): adenyl-nucleotide exchange factor activity
Source: RefSeq, a predicted model, not a curated record